CCGCGCGCUUCCCUUAGCUACUCUCGAAAGUUUGCGGAAGUCUGUUUUUACAGCUGGAGUCGAAGGCGACAGAAACAAGGAAUAGUCAACGGACCGUGUUGACUUGUAGUUUCAUAGAUGGACCUCAGUUCCGAAAAGAUACAGCGGAUUCUCUCUAAGUACAAAUUCCGAGAUGUUGCCAUUGACGAGCUGCAGAAGGUCAGUCGUAUCUUUUCCGACAUGAAACCAUCUACAGGCACAUACACAUUCAGUGACAGCAGCCAGAAAGAUCUGCUGAAAGUGAUUGGAAACAUCCCAGUCAAGUAUGAAGGCCGCUCCUAUAACUUCCCCAUUCAGCUGUGGCUCACAGACUCCUUCCCCUUCUCUCCUCCAAUAUGCCUCCUGAGGCCGACCCCUAGCAUGGUCAUCAGAGAGGGCAAGCAUGUCGAUGCCCAAGGACGCAUCCAUCUCCCAGGGCUGCACAGCUGGGACUAUCCCAAGUCCUCUGUAGUGGGUCUAUUGAAUGAAAUGAUUGCCAAGUUUGAGGAAGACCCCCCGCUGUCAUCGAAGCCGACAGGAGACAGCAAGGAUCCCCACGACCUUCUGGCGUUUGUCUCGAAUCUCCAGAUCAAUGAUGGUGGAAAUAAACAUCAUGAUCAAUCUGCCAACAAAGUCUCCGUUAUUGGCGGAGGAGAUUUAGGGAUGGCUUCAGUAAUGAGCAUCGUGGCGAAGUGCGAUGUGGAUAAACUGGUUUUCAUUGAUGUCGCAGAAAGUUCCACCAAAGGCGGCAGCACAGACCUUGAGAUCUUCAGUCUGCCAAAGGUUGAGGUGUCCAGAGACAUAUCAGCCUCUGCGGGCUCCAGGGUCGUGGUGGUGACUGCGAACGCAUGGAGCAGUGAGCAGUCGUACUUGAGCGUGGUUCAGACUAACGUGGACAUGUACAGAGGGAUAAUCCCAAACCUGGCACGUCUCAGCCCGUAUGCUGUGAUCAUCAUCGCUUCGCAGCCAGUGGACAUCAUGACCCACGUUGCCUGGAGGCAGAGCGGUUUACCUCCGUCACGGGUGAUCGGAGCUGGGUGUAACUUGGACUCGGAGCGCCUUAGUCACGUUCUGGACAUUAACCUGAACACGCAUAAACCAGCUUGGGUCAUAGGAGAACUGUCGGACAACAAAGUUGCUGUGAUGAGCAACACUGGGAUGAGCUCCAGUGGGCAGCUAGAGAUCGCCCCCGGAUGCAGCUCCACUAAACCACUGUUAGACAGAGCAUUUGAAAUGAUAAAGAAUCGAGGUCAGAGGUCAUGGUCUGUGGGGUUAUCUGUCGCUGACAUUGCAAACAGUGUCCUGACGGAUAAAAAGAAGGCCCACUCUGUGUGCACACUGGCUCAGGGCUGGGGGGGCAUAGGGGCAGAGGUGUUCCUCAGCCUGCCGUGCGUCAUGGGAUCAAACGGCUCUAUGCGUCUGGCUGGUGUGUCCCUAGGACCGGAGGAGGACGCCAAACUCAGGGACAGCAUCACGUCCCUCUCCAACCUCAUGAGUAAACUCAGGAUAUGAAAGAUGCACUUGUGGUCGCUGCUGCCAGGGACAUUCUCCAGUCAAGACACUCCUGAACAGUCGUGGUGCUGAAGCCAGUUUCAGUGAACUGCUUUUGGACAGUGACAGCAGCUUUGAUGAUUCAAUAAUAAGAUUUAUUCCGGUCAUUGAAUGUCACAUAUGAAGAGAAGUAGUUUUGUAUUUAAAGUCUAUCAGCAAUAUGAAGAUGCUAAAUUUGCACUUUGACAUGUUGCAUGAAUGUGCAUAAUAUAUUUUGAAGGUCAUAAGCCCUACGCAACAGCAUCUAAAUAAUAGUUAAUUGUUUUGGAAGUAUAUGUUACUGUAACAACUUGUGUGGAGUUCAUGUGAAACAAGUUUACCAAAGAUGUGAUUGCAAUUUUGUUUUUUUUUACUAACCCAAUCGUCAUGCUAUUAUAAUAAAAGAAAAUCAAGGUUUUGGAAAAUAAAAUAUAACACAUCUACAUUUUAUACAGAACAGGAUGCCUUAUAAAUCACAUACAGAUUUUUCUGUAUAUCUGAAUGGCCUUACUCGCUGUCUUCGUUCAGCUCUAACAACACUACAAACAAAAACAUUCAGAAAGAAGAAGACUCCAUGUUUGAAUUUUCUCUGCACUUAUAUUUGUUGAUUUGUGUAAAGACGUUGAACGGUUGGACCUGUGAUAUGUACAGUAGUACUGUGUGAUGUUGUGGUUAUGCAAUAAAAUAUCUAGAACCAGA
Betta splendens (Siamese fighting fish) is the source of this 2247-nucleotide messenger RNA. RefSeq names its product UEV and lactate/malate dehyrogenase domains (gene uevld). Gene Ontology annotation, molecular function: oxidoreductase activity, acting on the CH-OH group of donors, NAD or NADP as acceptor. The record is from RefSeq and is a predicted model, not a curated record. Gene Ontology annotation, biological process: protein transport; carboxylic acid metabolic process; protein modification process. The transcript is spliced from 12 exons. Lineage: Eukaryota; Metazoa; Chordata; Actinopteri; Anabantiformes; Osphronemidae. Bases 118 to 1530 code for a protein of 470 amino acids.